AUGACACUAAGGAAAGUGAACAUUUCCAUCCUUAUAGUGGCUGUUGUGAUAUUUUUGCUAGUUCUUCAUCAUAACUUCCUAGGCCUCAGUGACUUCUUGAAACGGGAACUGUCAGAUUCAAAUCCAUUGGGACUUCAGCCUGUAGAUUUCAUACCUGCAGUUCCCCAGAGGCUGGCAGAUGGAAGGAAUGAUAAGGAGAUUUCUGUGGUCAUUGCAGCAUCAGAUGAGAGGCUCGGGGGGGCCAUCGCAGCCAUGAACAGCAUUUACCAUCACACCAGAUCCAACGUGGUUUUCUAUAUUGUUACUUUGAACGAUACUGUGGAUCACUUGAGGCUGUGGCUGAGUAACACUGCUCUGAAAAAUCUGAGAUACCGCAUUUUGGAUUUUGACCCUCGUGUCUUAGAAGGGAAGGUACAAGUGGAUCCUCAAAAGGCAGACACCUUAAAACCAUUGACCUUUGCAAGAUUCUACUUGCCCAUGUUGGUGCCUCAUGCAGAAAAGGCCAUCUAUGUGGAUGAUGAUGUAAUAGUGCAAGAUGAUAUUCUCGAACUCUACAACACUCCAUUGAAACCUGGACAUGCAGCUGCAUUUUCAGACGAUUGUGACUCAACCACUAAUAAAUUUGCUUUCCGUGGAGCAGGCAAUCAGUAUAAUUACAUUGGGUUUCUAGAUUACAAAAAAGAAACCAUCCGAAAGCUUGCCAUGAAAGCCAACACCUGCUCCUUCAAUCCAGGAGUUUUUGUUGCCAAUUUGACAGAAUGGAAGCUACAGAACAUCACUAAGCAGUUGGAGAAGUGGAUGGCACUUAAUGUAGUAGAAGAACUUUACAGUAGGACUCUGGCCGGCAGCAUCACGACACCUCCACUGCUGAUUGUGUUUUACAAGCAACAUUCCAAUAUUGAUCCCAUGUGGAAUGUCCGGCAUCUCGGGUCUAGUGCUGGAAAAAGGUACUCUCCUCAGUUUGUGAAAGCUGCCAAGCUGCUCCACUGGAACGGACACUUCAAACCGUGGGGAAGAACAGCUUCAUAUGCUGAAGUCUGGGAGAAGUGGUAUGUCUCUGAUCCUACAGGCAAGUUCAGCCUGAUCCGCAGACAUUCAGAAGCCUACGAAGCCAAGUAGAGUCAACGUUAAUAAAUGAUAACA
Merops nubicus (carmine bee-eater) is the source of this 1143-nucleotide messenger RNA. RefSeq names its product glycosyltransferase 8 domain containing 1 (gene GLT8D1). The transcript is spliced from 9 exons. NCBI's taxonomy places the organism in Eukaryota, Metazoa, Chordata, Aves, Coraciiformes, Meropidae. Gene Ontology annotation, molecular function: glycosyltransferase activity. Gene Ontology annotation, cellular component: Golgi apparatus. The coding region runs from base 1 to 1119 and encodes 372 amino acids. The record is from RefSeq and is a predicted model, not a curated record.